AUAUUUUGGCCCCCUUCACUGGACCAGAACCUUAGAAAGGUGGUUAUACCAAAUGGGUUUAAACGGUUUAGAUGGAUUAGGGUUUCGCAAGCCUUCUAAAACCCUACAGAGUCUCGCUGUUAAUUAUAUCUUGUGAAUUUGGUUCACAAUACUUGGCGUUUUGAUCAAGCCGCAGCAGCGUGAAAAAAAAAAAAAACAUUUUUCUACUCUUAAUUUUCUAAGGCUCGCGAUUUGUGCCCAGUGAAUCAUCUGAACUGUUGAUUUAGCCCCACAAUUGAACUUCCUCCAAGGAAACCAUGGAUGCGGGUGUGAAGAUGGCAGUUGUGGUCAAGGUCAUUGGCCGUACUGGAUCAAGAGGUCAAGUUACACAGGUUCGAGUGAAGUUUCUGGAUGACCAGAAUCGUCUCAUUAUGCGAAAUGUGAAAGGUCCUGUCAGAGAAGGUGACAUCCUUACUCUGCUGGAAUCUGAAAGAGAAGCAAGGAGACUGCGGUAAUUAUGUUUUUGUAUCAUCGUAUAUGGAUUUGGACUAUGGGUGGAUUAGCUUGUGACACUUUUUCCAGUUUUUUGCCAUGAAGAGAGGCCACAUAGUAUUACCGGAGUUUAUUGCAAAGUUUUUUACUGGUUUGGUUUAUUGGACGAUAAUUAUAAUUAUUGGCUACUCCUCUUGAUUUGAAAUCAAGAAUAUCAUGUGGUUUGCUGGAAGCGUACAUUGAUCUGUGAUCAUGAUUGUUCCCUUGACGAACCUAUUACCUUUUUUUCCUUUUUGCAUAUCAAAUAUGUAUACAGUUUACAGAAAUAACAAGUUUUGUGCUUUUGAGGUGUUUUUGGCCUUGCAUACCUGUAAACUAUCCUCCUAAAUUCCUAAUAAUACUGUUCUAUAUUACUGAUU
Molecule: messenger RNA, 890 nt
Organism: Cryptomeria japonica (Japanese cedar)
Lineage: Eukaryota; Viridiplantae; Streptophyta; Pinopsida; Cupressales; Cupressaceae
Product: small ribosomal subunit protein eS28
Exons: 3
Coding region: 297-494 (65 amino acids)
Biological process (GO): maturation of SSU-rRNA; translation; ribosomal small subunit assembly
Cellular component (GO): ribosome; cytosolic small ribosomal subunit
Molecular function (GO): structural constituent of ribosome
Source: RefSeq, a predicted model, not a curated record